Molecule: messenger RNA, 13697 nt
Organism: Coregonus sp. 'balchen'
Lineage: Eukaryota; Metazoa; Chordata; Actinopteri; Salmoniformes; Salmonidae
Source: the annotation of a GenBank genome assembly
AUGCAGCACACAGUGUCCUCAGUCAGGCUACCCUUUAGAGAGGAGAGUGUGAUGAGAACAGCCGAGACACCAGAGAGACACACAUCUCCCAGGGUAUCUCCACAAGCAUCUUCUGUGAUGAUUGAUGAUCAGGUGACUCAUGCGGCGGCUUCUGAAAGAUCACUGAUGACCUCAACUCUGCAUUCAUAAGAUUUUAAGUCUGGUGAGAUAUUCUACUUGAAUUAACUCAUAAAUUGUUUGAUUUGAUGGGGGUAAUGUUCAUAUUUAUAGUGAAUGUAUAGAUAUGGGAAUGAAACAAGGCUUAAGCCUUACAUUGGAUACUAUUGUUAUAAGCAUAUGUAUAGCCUACUUAUAAGCCUAGUUUUGAAAAGACCAUCGUCCAUAUUUAUAUUUUUCAGUAGGUGGCACUGUGUCUGAGGAUAGGUGUGUGGCUGUACAGAAGGGCUUCUCUGGGACAUACAGUUGAAGUCGGAAGUUUACAUACACCUUAGCCAAAUAAAUUUAAACUCAGUUUUUCACAAUUCCUGACAUUUAAUCCUAGUAAAAACUCCCUGUCUUAGGUCAAUUAGGAUCACCACUUUAUUUUUUAGAAUGUGAAAUGUCCGAAUAAUAGUAGAGAGAAUGAUUUAUUUCAGCUUUUAUUUAUUUCAUCACAUUCCCAGUGGGUCAGAAGUUUACAUACACUCAAUUAGUAUUUGGUAGUAUUGCCUUUAAAUUGUUUAACUUGCGUCAAACGUUUCGGGUAGCCUUCCACAAGCUUCCCACAAUAAAUUGGGUGUAUUUUGGCCCAUUCCUCCUGAAAGAGCUGGUGUAACUGAGUCAGGUUUGUAGUCCUCCUUGCUCGCACACGCUUUUUCAGUUCUGCCCACAAAUGUUCUAUAGGAUUGAGGUCAGGGCUUUGUGAUGGCCACUCCAAUACCUUGACUUUGUUGUCCUUAAGCCAUUUUGCCACAACUUUGGAAGUAUGCUUGGGGUCAUUGUCCAUUUGGAAGACCCAUUUGCAACCAAGCUUUAACUUCCUGACUGAUGUCUUGAGAUGUUGCUUCAAUAUAUCCACAUAAUUUUCCUUCCUCAUGAUGCUAUCUAUUUUGUGAAGUGCACCAGUCCCUCCUGCAGCAAAGCACCCCCACAGCAUGAUGCUUCCACCCCCGUGCUUCACGUUGGGAUGGUGUUCUUCAGCUUGCAAGCCACCCCCUUUUUCCUCCAAACAUAAUGAUGGUCAUUAUGGCCAAACAGUUCUAUUUUUGUUUCAUUAGACCAGAGGACAUUUCUCCAAAAAGUACAAUCUUUGUCCCCAUGUGCAGUUGCAAACCGUAGUCUGGCUUUUUUAUGGCGGUUUUGGAGCAGUGGCUUCUUCCUUGCUGAGCGGCCUUUCAGGUUAUGUCGAUAUAGGACUUGUUUUACUGUGCAUAUAGAUACUUUUGUACCUGUUUCCUCCAGCAUCUUCACAAGGUCCUUUGCUGUUGUUCUGGGAUUGAUUUGCACUUUUCGCACCAAAGUACGUUCAUCUCUAGGAGACAGAAUGCGUCUCCUUCCUGAGCGGUAUGACGGCUGCGUGGUCCCAUGGUGUUUAUACUUGGAUACUAUUGUUUGUACAGAUGAACCUGGUACCUUCAGGCGUUUGGAAAUUGCUCCAGGGAUGAACCAGACUUGUGGAGGUCUACCAUUGAUUUCUUUUGAUUUUCCCAUGAUGUCAAGCAAAGAGGCACUGUGUUUGAAGGUAGGCCUUGAAAUACAUCCAUAGGUACUCCUCCAAUUGACUAAAAUUAUGUCAAUUACCCUAUCAGAAUUUUCCAAGCUGUUUAAAGGCACAGUCAACUUAGUUUAUGUAAACUUCUGACCCACUGGAAUUGUGAUACAGUGAAUUAUAAGUGAAAUAAUCUGUCUGUAAACAAUUGUUGGAAUUAUAUGUGUCAUGCACAAAGUAGAUGUCCUAACCAACUUGCCAAAACUAUAGUUUGUUAACAAGAAAUUUGUGGAGUGGUUGAAAAACGAGUUUUAAUGACUCCAACCCCUAAGUGUAUAUAAACUUCCGACUGUAUAUCCCUAUGGAUACACUCCCAGCAGACAUUUCCUAUCACAACAUGGCCCAUGGAACUACACAGACUGAGGAGAGACUAGCAUUCCAUGGAACUACACAAACUGAAGUUUCAGCAUUGCAUGGAACUACACAAACUGAGGAGAGACUAGCAUCACAUGAAACCACACAAACUGAGCUUUCAGCAUUGCAUGGAACUAAACAAGCUGGAAGACUAGGGGCACACCGAACUAUACAAAUUGAGGAGAGACCAGCGGCCCAUGGAACUACACAAACUGAAGAGGGACCAGCCUCCUCCCAAACAUCACCCUCAGCCUCUCCUCUGCCUGGUAAUGUUGGAAGAAUUACUCUGUUCUUUAUAUGUUCUAUUCUUUGUGUGAGAAUGUGAUAUUAGGUAAUUCGAUGAUCCUGUCUGGGGAAAUGAAAUGAAAUGGCUGAUAUGUACAUGACACCAGUUUGUGUAUAAUUAAAAAAAUGUUUUAUGUUUUCUCACUACAAGAGUAACAUCAGAAUACAGAAGAAGAACUGGGGUUGGUUCCUUCACCUGCUGAGGAUGUUGUUGAAGUAGCAGAGUGGGUCAAACCAGACAAUAUAGAGACCAGCAAACCAUCAGACUUGGUCAGUCCUCAAUAUGUAAAGAAUGUGCCAAUAACAGAAUUGGUCAGUCCUCAAUAUGUAAAGAAUGUGCAAAUAACAGACUUGGUCAGUCCUCAAUAUGUAAAGAAUGUGCAAAUAACAGAAUUGGUCAGUCUUCAACAUGUAGAGAAUGUGCCAAUAACAGAAUCCUCAAAAACAGAAUCCUAGAAAAUCCUCAAGAUGAGGAGAGUGUCGAAACAACAACUGUGUAGGUAACUACCAACCCCCAGCUUAAAGACACUACCAAUGCUCCACACUGUCCUGGGGCAGAGACACCAGAGAUGGUCCAGGAUGACCAAACUACCAAAACACCAGAGGAGGAGUCUGUCCAGUAUUUCACACAACUUUGCUGGAAGAGCAUGUAUAGUUUUACCCUCUUCCUAUUUCAGCAGUGGAGGAGCAGCAGAACUUCCAGCAUGUCCCCAUUGGUGCAGGACACAUAACUCCAGAUGUGGACCCUGCUCUGAAAAGCUCUGUCAACCAAGUCUGGACACUGUAUCAUUUUGCUCAAGAGACCGGCAAAGGGAGCCUGUCUAUGAGUGUGUUGUCCCAGCCAUCCUGCAAUGGCUGUGCCUACAUUGAAAGUGUUAGUCCAGAGGAUGUCUUUUUGGCAAGGAGGACCUCCCGCCAUUCAUGUCUAGACUCAGGUCAACUCAGGAGUGGACAAGGACAAUCAGGCCAGACCGCUCAGACUGUCAGCAAGUUAGACACUCAGGACACUCAGCAAAUCAACAUCCCCAACUAUCUCCUUGUGGAACGUUCAGCCCCAACCUCGGAUAUAGCUUCUUCCCAAAAGAAAAAUCCAGUUGAUCAACAGAGUUGUGCGGCCAACAGGGGACGAUGUAUUGUCUUCCUGUCCUUCUCUGUGCCGAUUGACAGUUUCUGCGGAGGAGACAGGAGCUGUCCACCACAAUUUCAUACAGGCAAUCAACCCAUCCAGACCUUGUGCAGAUGAGGAGGCAGAGAGGACAGACGCAUGCCCGACAACUUCACGUGCCAACUUGGAAUGGUCUUUCAAAAUCAGCAUAAACGUUAACAAAAUAUAAUGCCAUGCUGUCCUCGUGCAAAAUAAGAUAUAGGUGAAUACUAUAUUGUGUUUAAUGCAUUGAUCACAGUAUUGCAGUAUGUUAUUUGUCGUUAUAUUAACCUUAUGUAUACAUUUCCCCCCAAAACAGGACAGACGGUGGGGGAUGAUAAAGUUGACCAAGAAAAGUGACGGAACAAAUGAAGUUUUUUCCAUCCGCAUUGAAUUCUUAUAAUAAGUGCAAUUAAUCUGAAUCUGCAGUUUUCUUUUUGUUUUUGCAUGGGUGAAUUGAGUGUAUUUCUUUUGUAAACCGUAACAUGUCAACUGACAUUUGCAGAAAUGUAAAUAAUCCAGAUUUGUUUCCCCCUCUAUUUAGUUGUGAAAAUGACAACUUGCCCAAUAAGCUUUUUUCUGCUACACACAUGAAAGUUUGACUGUAAAAUACAAGAGUAUUUGUUAUAGCUAACUAGCUUUAGAUUUUUCGAAAAACAAAGUAUUAAUCAUAGACAACUUUGGGAAAACGCGGUGGUUUUAUAUUAUGUGCGGCAAAAUCGGCACCAAGGGCGGCGCCUAUUUAGCUAGUAGGCCUAGUUAGUGCAAUGAGCAAGAAAUAUUUUUGCGGGCGCUGUCCAUGGUGCUGAUUCAGAAACGCAUAAAAAACAGCAGUUCAUUUUGUUUGGUUUCCCCCGCGACUAAAAUAAAAUGGUUCAAGGGUUCGUCACAGAUUUUACAAGUGUAAUUGAUUGACUGAUUAUUUUAUUGAUUAUUUGAUGGAUUUAUAUGGCAGAGUGGUAUAUUGUCCCCCCGGUCAGCCAGUGCUGCCUCGGUGCCAUCAUCAGCUCCGCUGCCACUGCCCCAGUGCACUCACCAGCACCUCAGUCCUUCUAGCAGCUGCAUGCAAGUGGCACCAACCAUGGGGUCCUCUUGCCAAUAUGGAGAGCAGAGCCCUUCCUCACUGUGCAUCCCUGUGCCUGUCCUCUCCAGCCAGUUUGUCUCCCUUCACUACAGGCCCAGGCAGAGACCCAGGACGGCCAUAGAUGUUCCCGGCUGCAGGAGCCAGUACCUGCCCACAUCCAGACGGCUCAACUGCACUUCCUCUUCCUGCAACGUGAAUGACAGCUCCAGCUGGGGGCCAGAGCUCGCUUCCCAGGUGUCCUAUCAUGGAGGACAUCGAAGACAGUGUGGGAGUGUCUUCGAUGUAGAGCCAUAAGCUAGUCAUUGCACGUUAGGAAAAUGAGACCAAAUACUCAACUUUUGACUACUUUAAUACACAUAAGUGAACUUUGUCCAAAUACUGACACCUUCAAAUGGAGGGACUAGAUACAGGAAACCAUAACAUAAAGUGUCUUAAUAGGGCGUUGGGUCACCAUGAGCCACCAGAACAGCUUCAAUGCACCUUGGCAUAGAUUCAACAAGUUCUGGAACUCUAUUGGAUAUGAAUUGUUUAAUUAACUUAGUAACCACACCUGUGUGGAAGCACCUGCUUUCAAAAUAUACUGAACAGAAAUGUAAAUGCAACAUGCAACAAUUUACAGUUCAUAUAAGGAAAUCAGUCAAUUGAAAUACAUUCAUUAGGCCCUAAUCUAUAGAUUUCACAUGAAUGGGAAUACAGAUAUGCAUCUCUUGGCCACAGAUACCUUUAAAAAAAAGGUAGGAGUGUGGAUCAGAAAACCAGUCAGUAUCUGGUGUGACCACCAUUUGCCUCAUGCAGCACGACACAUCUACUUCGCGUAGAGUCGAUCAGGCUGUUGAUUGUGGCCUGUGGAAUGUUGUCCCACUCCUCUUCAAUGGCUGGCAAAAUUUCGGGAUAUUUGGUAGAACGGGAACCGUCUGUCGUACACGUCGAUCCAGAGCAUCCCAAACAUGCUAAAUGGCUGACAUGUCUGGUGAGUAUGCAGGCCAUGGAAGAACUGGGACAUAUAUUUUCAGCUUCCAGGAAUUGUGUACAGAUCUUUGCAACAUGGGGCCGUGCAUUAUCAUGCUGAAACAUGAGGUGAUGGUGGUGGAUGAAUGGAACGACAAUGGGCCUCCGGAUCUCAUCACGGUAUCUCUGUGCAUUCAAAUUGCCACCAAUAAAAUACAAUUGUGUUUGUUGUCCGUAGCUUAUGCCUGCCCAUACCAUAACCCCACCGCCACCAUGGGGCACUCUGUUCACAACGUUGACAUCAGCAAACCACUCACCCACACAACGCCAUACAUGUGGUCUGUGGUUGUGAGGUCGGUUGGACGUACUGUCAAAUUCUCUAAAACGAUGUUGGAGGCAGCUUAUGGUAGAGAAAUGAACAUUCAAUUAUCUGGCAACAGCUCUGGUGGACAUUCCUGCAGUCAACAUACCAAUUGCACGCUCCCUCAAAACUUAAGACAUCUGUGGCAUUGUGUUGUUUGACAACAUUUUAGAAUGGCCUUUUAUUGUCCCCAGCACAAGGUGCCCCUGUGUAAUGAUCAUGCUGUUUAAUAAUCUUCUUGAUAUGCCACACCUGUCAGGUGCAUGGAUUAUCUUUGCAAAGGAGAAAUGCUCACUAACCGGGAUGUAAACAAAUUUGUGCACAAAGUUUGAGAGAAGUAAGCUUAUUGUGCAUAUGGAAAAUGUCUGCAAUCUUUUAUUUCAGCUCAUGAAACAUGGGAACAACACUUUAUAUGUUGUGUUUAUAUUUUUUGUUCAGUCUACUUUGUAUCCCUCAUUUACUCAAGUGUUUCCAUUAUUUGGGCAGUUACCUGUACAUAAAGUGCUUUCAUUUCUAAACGGUAAAACAGAUAUGUAUGAAAAUACUCUGAAAUAAAAGGUGACGUUCUGUACUGUCGCCUCAUGUGUAGCAACUGAAUAUUUGCCCUUUAACAUGUGGACUAAUGUAGAUGCAUAUAGUAUGUUUACAAACACGUAAAAGUAGUCUACGUUUACAAACACACUAAUUAUUUGAAGUAGCCCAACUUUUUUUUUGUAGACUGUAAUAACUUUUGAGCCUGGUUCCUCUCUAGGUUUCUUCCUAUGUUCCUCCUUUUCUAGAGAGUUUUUCCUAGCCACCGUGCUUCUACAUCUGCAUUGCUUGCUGUUUGGGGUUUUAGGCUGAGUUUCUGUAUAGCACUUUGUGACAUCUGCUGAUGUAAAAAGGGCUUUAUAAAUACAUUUGAUUGAUUUAUUUAAACAGGGGGAUGAAUUUGGAAUUCAUAUAGGCUAGGCCCCUAGUCUCCAAGUUCAUUCUAACAUUUUAAAGGCAGACGUUACGGAAUUAGAGUGGAACAAGGAAUUAACUGCAUUCUCUUUUGCUCAGGUAAUCCUUUGAUGGAUACCAAGGAUGUUAUACACCUGUACCAAGAGAUGCGGGGUAAGUACAUUUAAAUGCUUUAAAAUUAAUACAGUUGAAUGUCUUGCACAUAUGUCACACAAAUUAUUAUUCUUUCAAUAGAGGCAAAUUAUGUCAAAGACUGGAAAGCUGCCAUAUACUUAACACACAGUCAGCUAGGCCUACAGUAUCCGCCCGGAGAGCUUGCACCUGUGCACUGUGACCAGAUGUCACUCCUCCUGGCUGAGGAGACCCUGUCAGUCAGCCAGACGAUCAGCCCUUGGGAGUCCAAUGUCCCCUCCUGCGAGCCCAUGGGUGGGCCAGAUGAGCAGGCUCAGUCUCUGAGCAGUCCCCCUGGAGGAACCCACCAUGGAGAUGACGUUGGAGAUCAAUCCAGCCCAACCCACCCUGGAGAUCAACCCAGCUCAGCUGUGGAAUUGGAGGAGGCCCAGGCCGGGCCGGGUUCUGCUGUGCAGUCAGCUAUGUUCCAGAGAUUUCCGUCAGGGGACAGUCUACUGGAGGCCAACCAGUCUCCGGUCCUGAUCAGCACCUGCAGCGCCCCAACCAACAACACCAUCAUCAUCCACUCUGAGAACCUUCCGGAGACCAUUGUCUUCCACAGCGACAGCCGUCUAUCCUCAGGUGUGUCUUCCAGGAGUAGUUUGACCUGGAGUCUUUUGGUUGGUGAGGGGAAUAAGGUUUGGGUGAAUGACCCAACAGAGGUGAUGUCUGAUGAUGUGGUGGUGUUCCACAAAGUGCCCUCAAUGGACAACCUGCCUCGCAUGCCGUCUUCCAGAGAAGUCUUCUGUAAUGUGGAGGAGACUAACAGGGAACCAUCAAUGGAGGAGCUACUGGUGUCUCCAACUGCUUCUGUUGGCAGAGUUUCAGCAGUAGUGUCUGCUGCAAGACAUUCUGAAAGUGGUUUAUCAGGAAGAGCUUUCUCUGAAACAGAACUAGUUGAUGCAGCACACAGAGUGUCCUCAGUCAGGAUACCCAGUAGAGAGGAGAGAGUGAUGAGAACAGCAGAUACACCAGAAAGACACACGCCCUCAGUAUCUCCACAGGCAUCUUAUGUGUCAGGUAACAGAAUACAUUUACAUUUUAGUCAUUUAGCAGAUGGUCUUAUCCAGAGCAACUUACAGGAGCAAUUAGGGUUAAGUGCCUUGCUCAAGGGCAGAUCAACAUAUUUUUCACCUAGUCAGCUCGGGAUUCGAACCAGCGACCUUUCGGUUACUGGCCCAAUGCGCUUAUAGGUUACCUGCUGCCCAGAUUAAAAUCUCUCUAUAUCACAGUUCUAAAAAGAACAUAGUCACACGUGCAUUACAGCUUUUCUAUAUCUCUGUAUCUUCUGUUGAUUUCAAAAUAAAUGUCUGUGUUUUAUAGAGUGCCCAGUGAUGUUUGAAAAAGAGGACUGGUGUGUAAUCACCAUUCCCUCUUCUCCAGUGAAGAAAGCAGUCAAAUUCACCCCCUCCGAAGAGAUCUCACCUAUUACUUCACCCAGCAUAGAUAUAGCCUGGGAGGAGCUUCUGCAGACAUCAGAAUCCAUCAUUGAUAAAGUAGCCUUCAAUACUUUGGAGAUUGUAAACAAACAAUUACAAUGCUCAAGGAGGGAGAUCUCUGAAAUGGUCCCAUCUGACCCUGUGGUUGUGUCUCAGUCUCUAAACGCUUUCUCUUAUGACGAUCUCUCUUACUCACCUUCAGCUGUGGAGGAAUUCUCUACUGCCUCAGCAAGAUGCUCAGAAGGUGAUGUCACUGAAGAGUUCUCUACUGCCUCAGCAAGAUGCUCAGAAGGUGAUGGCACUGAAAGAGCUCGCUCUGAAACAGCAGUAGAGAGUGAAGCAAUCUCUGUGAGGGAGAUUUCACCAGCAGUGACUGCAAGGUGUUCUGCCAGUGACGUAUCAGAAAUAGUUCCCUCUGAAACAGCAGUUUUGGGAGCAGCAGUGCCAUCAAUGGAGGAGCUAUCAGAGUCACUAACUGUAUUUGCCUUUGUGGGUGGGAUUUCCCCAGCAGUGUCGGCCAAUGAUGUAUCAGAAAGAGCUCCCUCUGAAACAUCAGUAGUGGGAGCAGAGGCUCCAGAGAGACACACAUCUCUCAGUGUAUCUCCACAGACUUCAUUUGUGUCAGGUAUGUGUCACUUCCUCUAAAGGUAACUUACAAGCCUAAUAUUCCAUAAUAAAUAAAAAAUAAAAAAAUGUUGUUAGAGAAACAAAGUCAACUACUUUAUUUAGUCUCUCUAUCCAUAGCUCAUUCUGAGGAAUCACUGAAGGCUACAGACUUGUCAUCUCCAUCCAACCUGGCCAGGAUUCCCUCUGCAUAUCUCAGUGAUGGUGUGUCACCAGCAGUGUCUGCAAGAUGUUCUGCUAGUGACUUACUAGAAAGAGCUUCCUCUGAAACAACAGCGCCGAGAGUGAUCCCCUCUGCACCAUCAAUGGAUGAGCUAUUGGUAUUACCAACUGCUUCCGUUGUUGGGAUUUCAACAGCAGUGUCUGCAAGAUCUUCAAGAGUUAGUUUUGCAGAAAGAGCUCCCUCAGAAACAGCAGUGGAGGGGGUAAGAUAUUCUGAAAGUGGUUUAUCAGGAAGAGCCUUCUCUAAAACAGAACUAGUUGAUGCAACACACAGAGUGUCCUCAGUCAGGCUACCCUUUAGAGAGGUGAGUGUGAUGAGAACAGCAGAGACACCAGAGAGACACUCAUCUCCCAGAGUAUCUCCACAGACAUGUUCAGUGUCAGGUACAGUAGUCAUCCAAUCUCUGUGAUAUACUUCUAAUGAGGUCCAUGUUACUAUUUCUGGUAAAAUGUUUAAGAAAAUGUCAGUGUAACAUCACAACAUACUCAAAUAUUUUAUUUUUUCUGUCUUUCCUCAACACGUUUAAUCUACUACAACAGCUACAGGCUUGUCAUCUAAGUACAGCCUGUCCAGGGUCCCCUCUGUGUCUCUCAGUGAUGGUGCAGCAGAGUCAGUUUCUAUGGAAGUCAUCUCUGAUGUGGAGGAUAUUUAUACAGCACCAUCAAUGGAGCAUAUUGUGUCUUCAACUGCUGCUGUUGUCGGCAUUUCACCAGCGGUGUCUGCUAGAUGUUCCUCAAAUGACAUGUCUGGAAGAACUUGUUUCGAAACAGCAGUAGUGGGAGCAGAGAUACCAGAGAAACACACCUCUCCAAAAGUUUCUCCACAGACAUCUUUAAUGUCAGGUACAAUGUAUUAUUAAAUACAUUUAGAAAGCUGCAUUAAUAAGGUCCAUAUCACCUUUUUGGUAAAAGUGGGAAGUUUAAAAUAUUGUUCUAAUUUUUACUUUGUCUCCCCAACUCUAGCUCAUGUUGGUCAAUCUAUGAGUGGUACAGACAUUUCACCAAAAUCUAGUCUGGAUGGGUUUUCCUCUAUUGGUGAAAGAGCAGCAGAAUCAGCUUCUAGCGAAGUGAUGUAUAUGGAGGAGAAGUAUAAAGCAUCAAUGGCAGAACUACCAGGGUCUCCAGCUGCUGUUGGAGGCACUUCACAAGCAGUGUCUGCUAGAUGUUCACAAAGUGACAUAGCAGAAAGAGUCCCCUCUGAAACAAUAGUAGGGAGACACACAUCUUCCAGAGUUUCUCCACAAACAUCCGUGAUCUCAGGUAAGUUUUCAGCUAUCUUGAAUGAAAUAUAAGGUUGUUAUGUCAGUAUUAUGGCCGAAAUGAAUUGUGAAAUACCACAGAAUACUCAAAUAAUUCAAUCUGGUCUGUCUUUUCACAACUCAUGUUGAUGUUACUCCAACAGCUACAGGCUUGUCAUCUAAGUUCAGUCUGGCCAGGGCUCCCUCUGUGUCUCUCAGUGAUGCUGCAACAGAACCAGCUCAGAUAGACAACAAAACACUGUCAAUGGAUGAGCUUAUGACGUCUCCAUUGUAUUCUCAUUGUUCUCCAGCCGGUUCUGAAAGUGACUUAUUAGGCUUAUUAAAAAGAGCUCCCUCUGAAACAGCAGUGGAUGGAGCACACAGAGUGUCCUUGGUAAGGAUACCCAGUAGAGUGGAGAGUGUGAUGAGAACAGCAGAGACACCAGAGAGACACACAUUUCCCAGAGUUUCUCCACAGACUUCUUUUACAGGUGUUGUUUCUGAUAUGACAGUUUUCUACAGAGAUUCAUCUAUGGGAGAAUUACCUCUUUCUCCAUCUGUUGGUGAGGAACUUGUGGAGGAGGCUUACGAAGUACCAUCAAUGGAGAAGAAGGAGAUUUCAUUUGCUUCGGUUGGUAGACUUUCACCAAUAGUGUCUGCAAGACAUACUGGAAGUGGUUUAACAGGAAGAGCUUUCUCUGAAACAGAAUUAGUGAGACCAGAGACACCAGAGAGACACACAUCUCCCAGACUUUCUCCUAGAGUUUCUCCACAGUCCAGUCUGGCCAGGAUUUCCUCUGCACCAUCAAUGGAGGAGCCACGGAUGUCUCCAACUGCUUCUGUUGGUAGACUUUUACCAGUAAUGUCUUCUGUAAGAUAUUCUGGAAGUGGUUUAUCAGGAAGAGUUUUCUCUGAAACAGAACUAGUUGAUGCAGCACACAGUGUGUCCUUAGUCAGGAUACCCAGUAAAGAGGAGAGUGUGAGGAGAAGAGCAGAGACACCAGAGAGACACACAUCUCCCAGAGUGUCUCCUAGAGCAUCACAAAGAGUUUCUCCACAAAUCUCUCUUGUAUCAGGUACAAUUGUCAUCCAUACUCUGAAGAAUGCUCUACUAAUACGAUUUUUUGGGGGUAAAAAUUGGCAAAACCUGUAAGGUGAAAUGUAAACUAUAUGUGCUUAAUUUUGUAUCUCCAUCCACAGCUCAUGUUGGUGAAUCUCUGUCUGGUACAGCCAUUUCUCCACAUUUCAGUCUGCCUAGGAUUCCCUCUGCACCAUCAAUGGACAGACCCACAUCUCCCAGAGUUUCUCAAAGAGUUUCUCUACAAUCCAGUCUGGCCAGGAUUCCUUCGGCACAAUCAGUGGAGGAGCUACUGGUGUCUCCAUCUACUUCUGUUGGAAGAAUGUCACCAGCAGUUUCCAGAAGAUCUUCAAAAAGUAGUUUAUCAGAAAGAGCUCCUUCUGAAACCAUCAUAAGAUAUUCUGAAAGUGGUUUAUCAGGAACAGAACUAGUUGAUGCAGCACAGAGAGUGUCCUCAGUCAGGAAACCCAGUAGAGAGGAGAGUGUGGGGAGAAAAGCAGAGACACCAGAGAGACACACAUCUCCCAGAGUUUCUCCUAGAAUGUCUCCCAGAACUUCUCCCAGAGUUUCUCCACAAUCCAGUCUGGCCAGGAUUUCAUCUGCACCAUCAAUGGAGGAGCAGCUGGUGUCUUCAACUGCUUCUGUUUGCAGGAUUUCACCUGCAGCAGCAAUGGAAGCAGCACACCAAGAAGAGAGUGUAGGGAGAACAGCAGAGGCACCAGAGAGUCACACAACUCCCAGAGUUUCUUUCAGAAUAUCUCCACAGACAUCUAAGACAAGCGUCCUUUCUGAUGUGGCAGUUUUGUACAGACCAUCCAUGACUGCAGGACUUUGUCUUGAGGUUUUAGACAUUGAGUCUGACCAGGUGAAUACGUCAAUGAGUGACAUCAGAGCACAAUUUCCCUCUGACACUGCUGCAAUGGAGACAGUACACAGAGAGUCCUCAGGGAGGAUACCCAGAAGAGAGGAGAGUGUGAGGAGAACAGCAGAAACGUAAACAUCUUAUGCAUCAGGUUAAUAUCAAGAUUAAUUCAUAACUGAAAUAUUAUUAACAGAAACUCUUUUCUAAAUAUUUAUCUUCCUAAUCGCAUAGGAGUAUUGGACAACAGCACACAGGUUUCACAAACGUCAAUCCGCCUUUGUGAAGAGGUGACUGCCUACCCUACAGAAGUGCAGCAGGGGACCCUGAGACUUGGAGUUUAUCUAGGAGUUUUUCCAGCCAAUGUUGUUGGGCCUCAAAACAAUAGAACUCAAAACACACGUUCACAGGGUGUGCAGACUAUUCUAGGUAAUCUUUAAUAAUUGUUCAAUCAUAUUUUGAAAUAUGUGUGUAUUGAAGAUAUUUGUGGAUUUUUUCCCCUCCAAUAUAUUUGUGGAAAUUAUGAUGUUCACUUUUGAUGUUGCAUUCUAUUGUCAUAUUAGAUUAUCAUGGCCCGCCCUCACAGAGCGUUCCUAUUGGAGCAGGACACAUCACUCAUGAUGCUCAGCCCGCCCGCGAGAAUUACACCAAUCAGGUCUGGACACUCUACCACUUGGCCAAUGAGACAGAAGAGGGCACACUGUCCACUAAAGUUAUCUCUCAGCCUCCAUACAAUAGCAGUGCUUACAUUUGCAACUUUGGGCCUGGCCAUGUGUUACUGGCAGAGAGGUCCCCUUCCCCUCAGCAAUCUGAAGCCCAGUCCUGGAGUGGCCAACCCAGACAACAGCCCCAGCUCCAGCCCCAGCCACCACCCUUCCCAAUGAGCCCAAGAAGGGCCUUCACACACAUGGCACAGCCCUCAACCCUCUCCACUCCUUCUCUACCCCAGAUCAGCAUCCCCAACUUCUUCAUGCAUCCCCAACUUCUUCCUGUGUCUCUGGACAAGAGCGUUCGUAGCGUUCCAACCGCGAUGCAGACCAGGUGGAGGUCUGCUGCAGUCAGGUCGGAUGACCCCCCGGGGUACCUGUCAUUCUCCGUUCCCAUGGAGACGGUGAGCGGAGGUUCUGGUCAGGACCAGUUCCUUCAGGUCAUCAGUGAUGAGGGGAACACUGUUUACUCCCCCGCUCUCAUACGUAUC